Molecule: messenger RNA, 1641 nt
Organism: Megalops cyprinoides (Indo-Pacific tarpon)
Lineage: Eukaryota; Metazoa; Chordata; Actinopteri; Elopiformes; Megalopidae
Product: homeobox protein OTX2-like
Exons: 4
Coding region: 190-1059 (289 amino acids)
Biological process (GO): regulation of transcription by RNA polymerase II; multicellular organism development
Cellular component (GO): nucleus
Molecular function (GO): DNA-binding transcription factor activity, RNA polymerase II-specific; RNA polymerase II cis-regulatory region sequence-specific DNA binding
Source: RefSeq, a predicted model, not a curated record
GUUGUGGUCCUAAUCAGAGGAGACGUUCAUCUGCUGCAACAGUUUCGGAUCUACAGUUUUUGGACCCGGUCUACACAUCGAACAAGCACGGACCGAAAAAAAAGGAAAGUGAACAACCAAGGACUAGACGGGGGCCUUCAUUCUUUUUGCACCAUUCUCACCAACGUCGCUCACCACUCCGAUUUUAGCAUGAUGUCAUAUCUUAAGCAACCACCUUACACGGUCAAUGGACUGAGCCUAACUACCUCUGGGAUGGACCUUCUGCAUCCGUCCGUUGGCUACCCAGCUACGCCUCGGAAGCAGAGACGGGAGCGGACUACCUUCACGCGCGCUCAGCUCGACGUCCUCGAGGCCCUGUUCGCCAAGACUCGUUACCCAGAUAUAUUCAUGCGCGAGGAGGUGGCCCUGAAGAUCAACCUGCCAGAGUCUCGCGUACAGGUCUGGUUUAAGAACCGGAGGGCGAAAUGCCGACAACAGCAACAGCAGCAGCAGAGCGGAGGACCGAACAAAAUUCGACCAGUGAAAAAGAAGAGCUCUCCAGCUAGAGAAGCGAGCUCAGAGAGUGGGGCGAGUGGCCAGUUCACACCCCCUCCCAGUACCUCAGUCCCUGCCCUCUCCACGAGCAGCGCCCCAGUGUCCAUUUGGAGUCCGGCCUCUAUUUCUCCUAUGUCCGAUCAUCUUUCUACUUCCUCCUCCUGCAUGCAACGGUCAUACCCCAUGACCUACACGCAGGCGUCAGGAUACAGUCAAGGCUAUGCCGGAUCUACUUCUUACUUCGGCGGGAUGGACUGUGGGUCUUAUCUGGCGCCCAUGCCUCACCAGAUACCCGGGCCGGGCUCAGCGCUCAGUCCUAUGAGUACCAAUGCGGUUACGAGUCACCUCAACCAGUCCCCGGCCCCUCUCUCCGCCCAAGGCUACGGAGCUUCGAGUCUGGGUUUCAAUUCUGCCCCCGACUGCUUGGAUUAUAAGGACCAAGCUGCAUCCUGGAAAUUGAACUUCAAUGCCGAUUGCUUGGAUUACAAAGAUCAGACCUCGUCGUGGAAAUUUCAGGUUUUGUGAAACGAACAAUUGCCAGCGAAUUAUACUUACAAUACAAAACGAUAAUGAAGUAGACAUAUAGUCUCUACAAGCCCUUAUGCAGACACGCGCGGUAAAGAGUAUUCUGAGCUAGCCCUGUAUGGGAUGGUGAAUUUGAGGUCGGUGGUGCCCCCUCCUUCACACAUUUUUUCGCCCUGUCGACAAAUUGGUGAGAGAAAUUAUAUUAUUCAGCAUUGGCCAUCGUUUCCAUACCGUUAACCUCGCAAAGAGGAAACAUGCGAGGGCCUCAUUAUCGUUUGCAUGUGUGUCUGCUUGUGUCUGUCAGUCGGUUAACGGCACCUGUUGUUUAAUUAAAAGAAAACGUGGAGUGAACUCUUCGUAACUUUGAUCAAAGCCACGGAACAAAUCGUUAUCAAAGAAGAAAAUGACCAAGAUCCAAUCCUUUUGGUUAAGUGCUUGGAAUGGGCAUGCGUUUCUUAAGCCUCUUAAAACUUGCCGACCUUCUUUCUGGUUGGCAAGCCGACGGACUCUUUGAUCAGUAGGCUACGGUGUGUGGACUGCGCGCCCCCGAGGCGAACUGGAUGCACUACUUUAUUUAAGAAA